GUGCCAGUACCCAGACGAGUACCAGUGUCAUCAUCACAAUUGAUUGGCAUCUCAGGAUCCCACUGCAUUCUAUACAUUUCUACCAAGAUUCUCCUCACGUCAAAAUGAGCAAAGAUUCAUCAGUGCACUAUGACACUUUUUGAGCCGCUGUCGCUUGGCCUGCGCCUGCACUUGCCGGAGUUUUUGCACCAAAAAUAAUGGGCGGCGCCUGAGAGCGGGGAUACUGUAGGGAGAAGAGAGGGCUGAGACGUCACUGGACUGGUCCUUGCGCCCAUACAGGCACCACUUUGCUGCUAAACCCACCCCGGAACCUUCAACCCCAUACCAUCGCAACUUUACGGGUACAGUACGACGACCACGAUUCACCCACUACAACAAUCCACCUCGACCAGGAGAUAAAGUCUCUCGCAGCGCAUCUGCUGCAGAGUACCAUCCACUCACUUCACAUCACCACAUAACCUCACCUCACAACACCAGCCAAGAUGGAGUCUCUCAAAGCAGUCUUCUUCGGUCCUGAUCCUCAAGCACAAGUAUGUACUGAACUGAGCCCCCGCUCAUCAGCCUCGCAACUCCAGAGCCUCAGUCCAGUCCAACAGCCAACUAACCCUCUCCCCAGGUGCGAAAAUGCAACCAGCUAAUGCGAGCCAACAUACGAAAGCUUGACCGCGACAUCGCCCAACUAAAAAUGGUAGAAAACAAAGCCCGAACGAGCAUCAUCCAAGCCAACCGACGCGCCCAACGCAACCCCGCCCACGCCAAACAAGCAGCCCAGGAGACCCGAAUCUUCGCCCGUGAACUCAUCCGUAUCAGGAAGCAAUCGACGAGAUUAAUAACGUCCAAGGCGCAACUGAAUAGUGUAUCGAUGCAAGUCACCGAAGCCUUUGCCGUGCGCAAGAUCGAGGGCAGUAUAAAAGCGAGUGUGGGUAUCAUGAAGGAUGUCAACAGUCUGGUGAGGUUACCCGAGUUGAUGGGUACGAUGAGGGAGUUGAGCCAAGAACUGAUGAAGGCGGGUAUUAUUGAGGAGAUGGUGGGUGAUUCGAUGCCAGAUCAGAUUGAAGAGGACCACGAAGAGGAGGCAGAGUCGGAGGUUGAUAAGGUACUUGGAGAGAUCCUAUCAGAUCGUAUGGGCAAAGUGGCCGCGACGCCAAAUCUACCAACUCCACCUGUACAGGCCGCUCCCGUGGUUGAGGACGAGGACGAAGAGGAUGCCGAGGCCAUGUUGGAUCAGAUGCGAGGGAGGUUGCAGGCUUUGAAGAGCUGAGCGUAAAACGUACAUAAUGAAUCUUUGG
Molecule: messenger RNA, 1289 nt
Organism: Hymenoscyphus albidus
Lineage: Eukaryota; Fungi; Ascomycota; Leotiomycetes; Helotiales; Helotiaceae
Source: the annotation of a GenBank genome assembly